GCAGUUGCCGAGUCUCGCAGACGGCAGUUAUGAGUUGGACUUCAGUGAGCAAGGAUGAGUGGUGUCUCUAGCGUUUCUGUGGCCUUGGUCUGUGCCACGAGAAAUGUGAGACAUGGAUUUGGCCAAGUGCCCCCUGGUGUGGUACUCCGACAGCCAUGGCGCAACAAUGUGAUGUCUGCGAGGCUUUCUUCAGAGCUCGCGGCAACAUGCUCUAGUGCUUAUGGUUCUCUUGCUGGCGGCUGGGUGACUCGAGGACCCGGCCAGCACCAUGGACACUGCCAGAUCUCCAGACCAGCAGUUUUUAUCCCCGCCCUUCAUGAGGUUCUAAACGACUGUUCAAAAAGUGGCCACUUAUCCGUAUAA
Messenger RNA from Penaeus vannamei (Pacific white shrimp), 363 nucleotides. Lineage: Eukaryota; Metazoa; Arthropoda; Malacostraca; Decapoda; Penaeidae. The record is from RefSeq and is a predicted model, not a curated record.